Molecule: messenger RNA, 3258 nt
Organism: Populus euphratica (Euphrates poplar)
Lineage: Eukaryota; Viridiplantae; Streptophyta; Magnoliopsida; Malpighiales; Salicaceae
Product: G-type lectin S-receptor-like serine/threonine-protein kinase SD2-5
Exons: 2
Coding region: 231-3044 (937 amino acids)
Biological process (GO): protein phosphorylation
Molecular function (GO): ATP binding; protein serine/threonine kinase activity
Source: RefSeq, a predicted model, not a curated record
GUAAACUCUUGAGGGUAAACAUGUCCACUAUCCAUGGCUGGUAAUAAGGACGGCGAAAUUAAAGAAUUUUCAUUGAUGGGGCAAAUAGCAUCACGUUGUGUUAAAAAACAGGAAAGCUUCCUAAGUCCUAUGGCUGCUGCUGCACUGCCUUCAUUUGGUGUUGUAUAGAAACAGCAUUUAUUGAUCUGUAUUACAUUCCAGAGUAAUACCAUACAAAAAUAGUAGAGCUCAUGGCUAUAUGGCCUUUGAAUGAUAUCUUGCUAGUGCAGCUUUUGAUCAUAUUAUCUCCUGCAUACUUCCUAGAAGCUCAAAUUCAUGACUCCACAGCACAAAUAUCGACAUCAUGGACAAACAAUUUGUCCAUUCCAGCGGGAGACUUCGAUUUCUACCAAAUGAUCUUGAUGAUUGUAUCACUCCAAAUAUCACAUUAUCCAGAUGGUAGUUAUAAUUUCACUCUUGAGAAUGUCAUAUGGUUGGCAAAUGAAAAUAAGCCUGUUGGGCAGAACGCAACUCUAAAGUUACUUCCAGAAGGAAAUUUGGUUCUGAGAGAUGCAGAUGGAGCUUUAGUCUGGUCUACCAACACGUCUAACAUGUCUGUUGCAGGUAUAAAGAUGAUGGAAACAGGAAUGCUUGUGCUUCAAGGCCACAAUAAUAAGACUGUGUGGCAAUCUUUUAGUACUACAGCGCAUGUGUCCACUUCAUGGACGAAUAAUUAUCGCAUAUCAGCCAUGCCUUAUAAUCCAUAUAAAAUAAUCAUGAUGAACGGAGCUGUUUUUUCUUGUGGAUUUCACUCCAUGGACCGGAAUUCCUUCUAUUUUGCAAUAUGGAAGCAAUCGGAAUAUGCUCGGGAUGCCUUAUGGUUAGCAAACAGAAACAGGCCUGUUGGUGAGAACGCAACUUUACAAUUAUUACCAGAUGGAGAUUUGAUCUUGAGAGAUGCUGCUGGAACUUUCGUUUGGUCUACUAACACAUCUAACAUGUCUGUUGCGGGUAUGAGGAUGAUGGAAACUGGAAACCUUGAGCUCUAUGAUGUCAAUAACAAGACUGUUUGGAAUUCAUUUGAUCAUCCUGCUGACGUACUGUUUCUUGGGAACAAAUUAGUGGCAGGACAAAAGCUGGUGGCAAGUGUUUCGAAAACUGAUAGAUCUGAAGGUGGCUUCAGCCUUUUUGUGAUCCCACAAGGUUUGUUUGCUUCUUACCAAGCUACUGCGCCACAAAAGUACUUCAAAUUUUCAGUUUUUGGGGGCAUAGACAGCCUCCAACUAAGUCAUGAUGAAUCCUCUGGUAAUCUUGCUUUACUUAUAAUGUCAGCUUCACCUGAUGAGCCGAAUACAAUGCUUACAAGCACCGUUAAAUACUCAGCGACGGCUUACAUGAAAUUUGAUCCUGAUGGGCAUCUCAGAAUUUAUGAUGGCAACAUGAUUGACGGGGUUGAUCUGUUGACAGAUAUGAUGAGUGCAUGUGAUUACCCAACAACUUGUGGUAAUUAUGGGCUGUGCUUCAAUGGGCAGUGCUCGUGCCCAGCAGGUUUUGCUCGAGCCAAUACCCCAAAUGAUCAAGGCAACUACAAUUGCUGGCAGAUGAGUCCAACCACAUGUGAAAAUCCAAAAUCCCAUUCUCUUCUUCCCCUGGAAGAUGUCUACUAUUUCAAUUAUGUUGACCCUGAGGCGGCGGUCCUGAACGGAACAGACAUGAAGAGUUGUAAAGAUGCAUGUUUGAAAAAAUGUUCAUGCAACGCUGCUCUAUUUCAGUAUCACGGUAAUGAUUCUCAUGGGAAUUGUUUUUUGCCCUCACCAGUUCUUACACUAAUGGCUGAUGGCAAGGAAAGAAAUAAUUACUAUUCUUAUGCCUUCAUCAAAAUUUCUAAUGAUGGAGAGAAUGGAAGUGCUUUUACAUCUUCUAUCAAUCCUACAUCUUCUAUCAAUCCUAAAAUAAUAGCAGGAUCAACUAUUGGAGCCAUCCUUCUUAUGAAUUUAAUUGUUGGUCUAUGUAUUAUGGUUUUGAGGAAGAAAAGAGAUCGAGAGGAAGGAAUGGAAGACUUGAAUCAACUAUCAGGAAGGCCCAUGAGAUUCACAUACCAAGAACUAGGAGUAGCAACUUGGGAUUUCGAGAAGAAGCUUGGAGGAGGAGGGUUUGGAUCAGUUUUUGAAGGAAUUCUAGAAAAUGGAGAAAAAAUUGCAGUAAAGCGCCUAGAUGCUUUAGGCCAAGGGGAGAAGGAAUUCUUGGCUGAGGUCAAAACUAUAGGAAGCAUCCAUCAUGUCAACCUGGCGAGGCUAAUUGGAUUCUGUGCUGAUAAAUUGCAUAGGCUUUUAGUCUAUGAGUUCAUGUGCUGUGGGUCUUUGGAUAAGUGGAUUUUCUGCAGGGAACCACUACUACAUCCUCUGGACUUCCAAACUAGAAGAAACAUUAUCAUGGAUAUAGCAAAGGGGCUGGCCUAUCUCCAUGAAGAAUGCAGACAAAGAAUAGUCCACUUAGACAUCAAACCACAAAACAUUUUGUUGGAUGCAAAUCUGCAUGCUAAGAUCUCUGAUUUUGGCUUGUCUAAGUUGAUUGACAAGGAUCAAAGUCAAGUGGUGACCACAAUGAGAGGAACUCCUGGGUACUUGGCUCCUGAAUUAUUCAGCUCAGUCAUCACAGAGAAGGCAGAUGUUUAUAGUUUUGGAAUCGUAGUCAUGGAAGUCGUCUGCGGAAAGAAAAAUCUGGAUAGGUCACAGCCUGAGUGCAUGCAUUUGCUCCCUAUUCUUAUGAAGAAGGCACAGGAGGAUCAAUUGAUUGAUAUGGUUGACAAUAGCAGUGAGGAUAUGCAAUUGCACAGGUUAGAAGCUGUGGAGAUGGUGAGGGUUGCUAUUUGGUGUCUGCAAAGUGAUCACACAAGGAGGCCUAGCAUGUCAACCGUGGUUAAGGUCUUAGAGGGCAACAUGGGUGUUGAAGCAGACCUAGACUAUGGCCUUCAGAAUGCAACAACAAUGGCAGCAAUAAGAAGAGAGGCAGUGCUGGGCAGUACUGCCACAUUGCUGCCAUCACUACUAUCAGGACCAAGGUGAAGAAAGAUCUUUUGCGAAAUAUAUGUGGUGUUUAUGUUUCUCUGAUAGGUGUUUUACCUUCAGUUGUAUUUAUAUCGCUAUUGUAAUGUUAUCUGGGAAAUUGUUCAAUUAGCAUAAAGUGUGACAGGAAAGCAUGAAAAACUGCAAGAAACUCCCGGCUACAAUUAGCUGCUUACUACAAGUAAAAUAACUACCAAGUAAAUUCUAGCUCCAA